CCUUCCAGUAUCACCGUGCAUGCGCGGCUCAGGGAGCGCGCAGCGUGGCGAUCGCUGCUAUGUCAAUCACAGCUGAUCACAUGUAAACACGGAAAUGCCGGUUAUCGGCAUUUCUCUCCUCUCGAGCUGUCACGCUGACAGCUCAAGAGGAGAGCCGGGGACAUGUACACUGAUCAUCAGGGCACUGAUGAUCAGUAUGCCCUGAUGAUCAGUGUGGCCCCAGAAGUGCCACCUGUCAGUGUUCCUCAGUGCCACAUCAAUGCCACAUAUCAGUGCACAUCAAUGCCACAUAUCAGUGACCAUCUGAGCUGCCUUUCAGUGUCACCCAUCAGUGCCAGUCAGUGCCACCUAUCAAUGCCAAUCAGUGCCACCUAUCAUUGCUGCCAAUCAGUGCCACCUACCAGUGCC
Molecule: messenger RNA, 408 nt
Organism: Staurois parvus
Lineage: Eukaryota; Metazoa; Chordata; Amphibia; Anura; Ranidae
Source: the annotation of a GenBank genome assembly